AUGUCUGCCAAAGAAGAACCAGGAGUACCAAAGCAAGAGGGAGAGAAGAAGGAAGGUGGUGUUGCUGAUGAGCAAAUCAAUCUUAGAGUUCAAGCUUCUGAUCAAACAGAAGUAUUUUUCAAAAUCAAGAAAGUUACAGCCCUCAAGAAGUUGAUGGAUGCCUACUGUCAAAGACAAAGUAUCAAUCCAAAUUCAAUUAGAUUCCUUUAUGAUGGUCAAAGAUUACAACAAGAGAGAACACCAAAAGAUUAUAAUAUGGAAAACAAUGAUAUCAUCGACGUCGUAAUCGAACAAGUCGGUGGAUGUUAA
Molecule: messenger RNA, 309 nt
Organism: Heterostelium album PN500
Lineage: Eukaryota; Evosea; Eumycetozoa; Acytosteliales; Acytosteliaceae
Gene: sumo
Product: small ubiquitin-related modifier
Exons: 3
Coding region: 1-309 (102 amino acids)
Biological process (GO): protein sumoylation
Cellular component (GO): nucleus
Molecular function (GO): protein tag activity; ubiquitin-like protein ligase binding
Source: RefSeq, a predicted model, not a curated record